UCAAGUACUAGGAAAUAGGAAUUCUAUUUUCAGUAUAGAAUUGUAGAUAUGACUUUUAAGCAUGCCACAUGGAUAAUGCAGUAAAUUAUUUUAUUACCGGUACUAGUUUCCAGAAUGACUAUAUAGUUGUGUGUUUGUGAGGAGUACAAGUAAUUAACAAGUAGGUACUUCGAUUGAUCAAUCCAUUAAUUGGGGAGAAUAUGUUCAACUCCAGCCGCAAAGGGAUGACAAGAAGCUCCUCCUUGUUGCAUGUGAAUAAGGAUAUUGGUGAGCUGGUAUGGGAAAAUGGUGAAGUUAAAGUGCAAGGAAGAGGAGCAGCAGUGGAAGAAAGAGCAGCAAAGUUAGACAGAUUUUACUGCUCCUCAAUUUUGGAUCAAAGCAAGAAGCAGAUCCAACAAGGAUGUUCAAACUUCAAACUCAUUAGUAAUACAUAUUCCUCCUCCUUAUCAGAACAGUGCAAGAAACCAAGAAUAAUAGAUUUUUCAGGUUCAGCACAAGCAAAAACAAAAUCACACACACUACAGCACUUGGGUACUUGCAAUAAUAAUAAUAAUAAUAAUAAUAAUAAUAAUAAUCAGAGGACAUCAUUAGGAGGAGGAAUGGUGAACUUCCCAAACUUCUUGGUUCCUUCACUCUUCCUCAACAAAUCUUCUUCUUCUGCUGCUGCUGCCACUAGUAGUAAAGGUCAUGAUCAUUCAUCUGUGGUGAUUGAUUCUUCUAAUAAUAACAAAGCAGCAACACAAGAACUCAAAGAAACACCUUUUCAUCAGGUACAACCACUUGAUCAACACUCUCAUGGUCAAAAACUAUAUCACGGAGCCUCAUCAAGUUCAGCAUCACCACCACCACCUAAUAAUAAUAUUGAGCAACACUUGGUAGUAGCAUCUUCUCCUGUAAGCUCUAUUGGAGCCUCAAACGACCCUGACAUUGGUAUUAUGAGGAAGCAGCAUGAGGAAUACAGCAACAUCACUGAUCAUGAUCAUGAUCAUGAUGACACCACAACAUAUAUAAGUGAUGAUGUAAGUGAAGAAGCUGGAACAACCACCCUGUGGCCUAUAGUAUCUAUAAUACAUUAUUAUCUAUUCAUGCAGGAUGAUGAAGAAACAGAAGAUGUAAUAAUAGCAAAGGAAACACCAGCUGCAGGUACCAGAGCCAAGAGAAGCAGGGACCCAGAGGUUCAUAAUUUAUCUGAAAGGGUCAACAAGAGGAUUCAUACAUUGAAAGAACUCAUACCCAAUUGCAAUAAGAUUGAUAAAGCUUCAACUCUUGAUGAUGCAAUUGACUAUCUUAAGACCCUGAAGCUUCAGUUGCAGAUAAUGUCAAUGGGGAGAGGACUUUGCAUGCCAUUGAUGAUGUUACAUAAUCAUCAUAAUCAGUUAAUGUGUUAUAGGCCAUCAUCAGGCACAGGCAUUCCCCAUCAAAACAUGUUUGAUGGUUUCUUCAACCAAAUGAGGCCUAUGAUUAUACCACCAUCACCACCUUUCAUCAAUCCGACUCCACCACUUGCGCCAUUGUCAAUCGCCAAUUCUUCCAGUCGUGAUGUCUCACAUGUUCAAGCAAUCAAUAAUGGUGAUCAGGUUUCCCUUCACCAACACACAACUAGCAGCAGCUACCCCUUCUAUUUUCCCACAAUCAUCAAUCAGGAGGAAAAGAAUAAUUAUGGAAUGGAAUAGCAGAAUAAUGUAAAGUAGUUGAUAGCGUAAAGUUGGUUAACACUUUACACAAAUCAAGAUAGUGCUGCUUCAUUCCAUGCUUUACAGCUUUCACAUGUAUGUACCGUGUACCCAUCAAAAUGACCCACACAAACUUGAGUAACCUUCAUUAGUUGUCAUGUUCUAGCAUUUUAUCAUCACGACUUUACUUUAUUAAGAAAUCAAGAUUUUUAAUAAUUUGAA
Arachis duranensis is the source of this 1895-nucleotide messenger RNA. RefSeq names its product transcription factor APG. Lineage: Eukaryota; Viridiplantae; Streptophyta; Magnoliopsida; Fabales; Fabaceae. Gene Ontology annotation, biological process: regulation of DNA-templated transcription. Gene Ontology annotation, molecular function: DNA-binding transcription factor activity; protein dimerization activity. The transcript is spliced from 4 exons. Bases 201 to 1673 code for a protein of 490 amino acids. The record is from RefSeq and is a predicted model, not a curated record.